GUCAGUUGUGUUCGUAGCCACGAUGAAGACUUAAAGUUCCGGAAGAGGCUCUGCGGCAUGAGUGUGCUGUUUUGUCGCGAGCUGUUUGUUUCAGUUUUGUUUUUUUAGUUAGCAAAAAAAUCGGACACCUGUAUUUUUUUAAUUUGGGGAUUUAUCACUUCUUUUAAGUGACAUGAGUUACGAUCGAGCCAUUACUGUUUUCUCUCCUGACGGGCAUCUCUUCCAGGUUGAAUAUGCCCAAGAAGCAGUGAAAAAGGGAUCCACGGCGGUUGGGGUACGAGGAAAAGAUAUUGUUGUCCUUGGUGUAGAGAAGAAGUCCGUGGCCAAACUUCAGGAUGAAAGAACUGUUAGGAAGAUUUGCGAACUGGAUGACAAUGUAUGCAUGGCUUUUGCAGGACUUACAGCAGAUGCAAGAAUUGUUAUAAACCGGGCUCGUGUGGAGUGCCAAAGCCAUAGACUUACUGUGGAGGAUCCUGUCACAGUGGAGUAUAUAACCCGCUAUAUUGCGAGUCUGAAACAACGUUAUACCCAGAGCAAUGGUCGUAGACCCUUUGGCAUCUCAUCCUUGAUUGUUGGAUUUGACUAUGAUGGAACUCCAAGACUUUAUCAGACAGACCCUUCAGGAACAUACCAUGCAUGGAAGGGUAAUGCCAUUGGGCGAGGAGCCAAAUCAGUGCGUGAAUUCUUGGAGAAAAAUUAUACUGAGGAAGCAAUUGCUACAGAUGACCUAACAAUCAAACUUGUUAUUAAGGCACUACUUGAAGUGGUACAGUCCGGUGGAAAAAACAUUGAAUUAGCAGUUAUGAGAAGAAACCAACCUCUUAAGACUUUAGAUCCUGAAGAUAUUGAAAAAUAUGUUGCAGAAAUUGAAAAAGAAAAAGAAGAAAAUGAGAAGAAGAAAAAGAAGCCAGCAGCAUCUUAAUUUUUAUUUUAUUUUUUUGCUUAAACUGCAUUGUAUUUUAUAUGCAUUAACUUAAGGGAUAAUUCUGAUAGUGUAAAGGUUAAUGGGCACUAAACAUUUAGUAACUUGAUUUUUUAAAUCAGCUGCUGACCUGCAAAAGACAUUCUGGGUCCCUAGAAAAUCAUGGCCACGAUACUGGUCACUUUCAAGAUUGAAUUUACUGGCAUAACUGACUUCAGUUUACAGUCUGCAAGGUGUGUGUAUAAAUGCAGAUUUCAUAUGUAGCUUAUCCAUACAGUACCAGUAAAUGUAUUUUUAGCAUUUUGGACAUUAAGCAGUUAUAAACAUAAAACGUUAUACCCCAGAAUAACCUUUCUAUAAAGAAAGCAUUUUUGAUAUGAA
Messenger RNA from Protopterus annectens (West African lungfish), 1303 nucleotides. RefSeq names its product proteasome 20S subunit alpha 7 (gene PSMA7). Gene Ontology annotation, cellular component: nucleus; proteasome core complex; proteasome core complex, alpha-subunit complex. Gene Ontology annotation, biological process: ubiquitin-dependent protein catabolic process. The record is from RefSeq and is a predicted model, not a curated record. The transcript has 7 exons. The coding region runs from base 173 to 922 and encodes 249 amino acids. NCBI's taxonomy places the organism in Eukaryota, Metazoa, Chordata, Ceratodontiformes, Protopteridae.